Molecule: messenger RNA, 899 nt
Organism: Diceros bicornis minor
Lineage: Eukaryota; Metazoa; Chordata; Mammalia; Perissodactyla; Rhinocerotidae
Gene: METTL26
Product: methyltransferase like 26
Exons: 6
Coding region: 39-716 (225 amino acids)
Source: RefSeq, a predicted model, not a curated record
GCGGCCUCCGCUCCCAGCGGGCUGGCUGCGCUGCCGAGAUGCUGGUGGCAGCGGCCGCCGAGCGGAACAAGGUGCCUAUCCUGCGUGUCCUGCAGCAGUACAUGGACCCGGACCAGCGCGGCCUCCGCGUACUCGAGGUGGCCUCGGGCGCCGGCUACCACGUGGCCCACUUCGCGCAGGCCUUCCCUCACGCUGAGUGGCAGCCGUCCGACGUGGACCAGCGUUGCCUGGACAGGGCUGCAGGAGGCGUCAGAAACGGGUGCACCGGCCACCACCACCCACGGCUGCCCUCCCACAGCAUCUCGGCCACCAUUCAGGCCCAGGGGCAGUCCAAUGUGAAGGCCCCGCUGUACCUGGACGUGACCUGGGAUUGGCAGCAGUGGGGCGGGAUCCUGCCGCAGUCGCUGGACCUGCUGCUCUGCAUCAACUUGAUCCACAUCAGUCCCCUGAACUGCACCAAGGGGCUCUUCAAAGCAGCAGGACACCUGCUCAAACCCAAAGCGCUGCUCAUCACCUACGGGCCCUAUGCUGUCAACGGGAAGAUCUCUCCCCAGAGUAACAUGGACUUUGAUCUGACCCUCAGAUGCAGGAACCCCGAGUGGGGGCUGCGGGACACAGCCCUCCUGGAGGACCUGGGCCAGGCCAGUGGCCUGCUCCUGGAGAGGAUGGUGGACAUGCCAGCCAACAACAAAUGCCUGAUUUUCCGAAAACAGUAACCCCUCUUUCUCCCGCAUGCCUUUGUUCCUGCUAAGGCCCCUUCUGGGACAAAACCAGACUUCCAGCCCCUGCCUCCCUGGGCUGGGCCAUGGGGACUGGCCCUGCCCACUCUGGGGGCUUUUGGCUGGUGUCCACAGGGCUGCUGAAUGCCUGAGAAUACAAGUGUUUCUUGUUGUCCCAUU